AUGACGAACAUUCCACCUGAAUCUGGAUCAGGUGAAUCAACCGUUGAAGAUCCGUUGGAUGAGUUAUUGACGAGAAUCGAUCAGAUCGAGCGCACGGUGAGGCUAAUGGUCCCUGAUUUAAUGGAUCGGAUGAGGAAAUCACAAAGAGGUUUCGACGUUCGAGUCUAUGAAGAUUGGGUCUCGUCAUACCGAGGGAAAAAACAAAUGAAACGGUUACGGCAGCUCCGGCGUCUGUGGAUGAGGCUGCGAGGUGAGAGGAUGAGAGAUGAGAUCAACAUAAAAAAAUUUCUCUUUUCUUUUAUUCUGCUAUAG
This is a messenger RNA of Microthlaspi erraticum, 312 nucleotides long. Lineage: Eukaryota; Viridiplantae; Streptophyta; Magnoliopsida; Brassicales; Brassicaceae. The record is from the annotation of a GenBank genome assembly.